Molossus molossus (Pallas's mastiff bat) is the source of this 3373-nucleotide messenger RNA. It is a transcript of the gene CEP112, whose product is annotated as centrosomal protein 112. Bases 68 to 3007 code for a protein of 979 amino acids. Lineage: Eukaryota; Metazoa; Chordata; Mammalia; Chiroptera; Molossidae. The record is from RefSeq and is a predicted model, not a curated record. The transcript is spliced from 28 exons.
CGGCCCGCAAGGAUUUGAAACCGUUUGGCGGCGGCGGCGGGCGAUCCGAAAACUUGCAUACUGAAUUAUGGAAAUGAACAGUGAAGAAGAACAGUGGGAGAAACUGGAUGCAGAAUUUGAUCACUUUGUGGUAGAUAUGAAGCCCUUUGUUUUAAAAUUACCCCAUAGACCAGAACGGCAGAGGUGUGCGCUUUGGAUUAGAAAGCUAUGUGAGCCUUCAGGAACAGGUGCGGGAAUAAUGGGCAGGAAGAAUCGGAACCUGUAUGCAAAACUGUUACUGCAUAUGCUUAAGCGAGGAGUGAUUGAAGGCCCUUUCCUACACCGACCGGAACCAGGGACACUAAAAACUUUACCUUCAUAUAUGUCCAUCUAUUUUGAUGAACCAAAUUCAGCACAAGCAAAAAAUUCAAGCCCAGAAGGAUUACCGGACUGGGUCAUGGGUGAGCUGGGGACGAGUGACCACAAGUUAAACGAAUCAUGGAAGCUUUCUUCUGGAGACAGUCUCUCCCCGGUGCAGUCGCCAGCCGACGCCCACAGGGAACAGUACACUGCCAAGCUCCGAAGGGGAUCACGUUCGAUGAGCCCAACCUACGGAGAAGAUGGACAAAAUACUAACCCAAAGAGUUGUGAAGUUCAUUUGAAAAAACCUGCUAUUUCUUUGGAUGACAGCGACAUCGAAGCUCGUCUUAAUAGUUGGAAUCUUGGGGUAACACUCCUGUUUAUUGAAAAGACUGUUCUUUUCCAGCUGCACUGCAGUGUUAUUUGUCUCAUAAAUCAGAUAGAAAAUCCUCGGUACCUGAGACAGAAGCCUAUCCCAGUUUCUCUGCAGAUGCCACCCAAAUUCAGCCUGAGAAAAUCCAGCAGUCUCCAUGAGGAUCAUUUACUCUCUCGAAUGCAUGAGAAAGAGUUGGACAUGAGAACCAAAAUGAUAGAAGCUAAAUGUCAUGAAGAGAAGCUUAAACUUCAACAAAAACAUGAUGCUGAUGUUCAGAAGAUUUUAGAAAGAAAGAACAGUGAAAUAGAAGAAUUGAAAACUUUAUACAAAAAGAAACAAAAUGAAACAGAGGAAACUAUUAGAAAACUUGAAAAUAAAGUUCAGACCCUUAUACGUGACUGUCAAGUUAUCAGAGAGACUAAAGAAAACCAGAUUGCAGAGCUUAAGAAGAUAUGUGAGCAAAGUGCAGAGUUUCUGAAUAACGACUGGGAAAGAAAGCUCCACAAUGCCGUCGCCGAGAUGGAGAAGGAGAAGUUUGAACUUCAGAAGCAGCACACUGAGAACAUUCAGGACUUGCUGGAGGACACGAACACCCGUCUGAACAAGAUGGAGGGUGACUACAUGGCACAGACCCAGUGCACAAACCAGAUGGUCAAAGAACUGGAGGCCCGUGUCCAGCAGCUGACUGGAGAAGCAGAGAACAGUAAUUUACAGAAGCAGAAAUUAAUUCAAGAAAAAUUGGAACUUGAGAGAUGUUACCAGAUAACAUGUAGUGAGUUACAAGAAGUAAAGGCAAGGCGCAAUACCCUGCAUAAAGAGAAAGAUCACCUUAUAAAUGAUUAUGAGCAAAACAUGAAACUAUUACAAACCAAACAUGAUGCUGAUAUGAACCUUCUGAAAAAGGAACAUGCCCUUUCAGCUUCUAAGACAUCUGGUAUGAUUAAAGAACUAGAACAGAAUAUCUGUCAACUAAAACAGCGGUUACAGGAUUCAGAACUUCAAAGAAAGCAACAACUAAAGGAUCAAGAAAAUAAGUUUCAAAUGGAGAAAAGUAAUUUAAAACGCACCUAUGAGAAAAAGGUUCAUGACUUGCAGAGUGAGCUUGAUAAAGAAAAGGAAGAUACUCAAAAGAAAAUCCAUAAAUUUGAGGAAGCUUUGAAGGAGAAAGAGGAGCAGCUAACUCGUGUGACUGACUUGCAGAGGUUGCAGGCCCAGCAGGCAGAUGCGGCCUUGGAGGAGUUUAAGCGGCAGGUGGAACUGAACUCGGAGAAAGUCUACGCCGAGAUGAAAGAGCAGAUGGAAAAAGUGGAAGCAGAUCUAACUAGAUCCAAGUCUCUUCGCGAGAAACAAUCAAAGGAGUUUCUGUGGCAGAUGGAGGAUGUCAAGCGACGCUACGAACAGCAGAUAGUAGAGCUGAAGCUGGAGCAUGAACAGGAGAAGACGCACCUAUUACAGCAGCAUAACGCAGAGAAGGAUAGCCUAGUCCGAGACCAUGAACGGGAAAUUGAAAACCUGGAAAAACAGCUUCGCGCUGCCAAUAUGGAGCACGAAAAUCAAAUCCAAGAGUUCCAGAAACGAGAUUCACAGGUUAUUGCUGACAUGGAGGCCCAAGUGCACAAGCUGAGAGAAGAGCUGAUCAGUGUGAACUCGCAGCGGAAGCAGCAGCUGGUGGAGCUCGGCCUUCUCCGGGAGGAGGAGAAGCAGAGGGCUGUGAGGGACCACGAGGCUGCUGUCAGCAAGCUCAAGGCCGAGUCCGAGAAGAUGAAGAUAGAGCUGAAAAAGACUCACGCAGCCGAGACCGAGAUGACGCUGGAGAAGGCCAACAGCAGACUGAAGCAGAUCGAAAAGGAGUACACUCAGAAGCUUGCCAAGUCUUCUCAGACCAUCGCGGAGCUGCAGACAGCCAUCUCCUCCCUGAAGGAAGAGAGCAGCCGGCAGCAGCUCGCCGCAGAACGGCGGCUGCAGGACGUUACACAGAAGUUUGAAGAUGAGAAGAAGCAGCUGAUUAGAGAUAAUGACCGAGCAAUCAAGGCUUUGCACAGUGAGCUGGAAAACCGUGCGAACCAAGUGCGAUGUGCAGAGAAGAAACUGCAGCACAAGGAACUGGAGGCACAGGAGCAGAUAACUUACAUACGACAAGAAUAUGAAACAAAAUUCAAAGGGUUGAUGCCAGUGUCUCUAAGACAAGAACUUGAAGACACCAUUUCCUCCCUGAAGUCACAGGUUAACUUUCUGCAAAAGAGAGCAUCCAUCCUUCAAGAAGAACUGGCCACAUACCAAGGCAGGAGGUAACUGAGGACUUACCCGAGCAACACAGAACAUAGAUGGAGUCCGUGUCUGGACGGUGGACUUCUAGCAGGUUUGAAGAGUUGGAUAGUGUAACGUGAACUGUGAGAUCAGUGGCAUUUUUUAAUACUUAAGUAUAAUUAAGAUCAUAAAAACAUGCAUCACUCAAUCACUAACGGGUUGGUUUUAUUUGUGUCUGCCUAAGUUAUUUUUUUAACAUAUCUUUAUUUUUGAUUUCCAUAUUUGUGUGUGUUUGAGUGUGUACUGAGAAUUGCUUGUAUUGGGAAAAGAAAUGAUUUUCUAUAAUUUUCCUGGUUAAUGCUUUUGCCUAGGAUUUUAUCAGUUGUGUAUGAUCAAAAUCAGGUUUUGUAG